CUUCCCCCUUCCCCCCGGUUGCCAGCUCAAUCAGUGCCAGGGAGCGGAACAUGCGCUAGACGAGCACUCAUGGGUGGGUUUCACAGUCACAACGAUAGCUUCCAAACGUUGCGCCGCAUAGCGAAGUAGUAGUGAAAUAAUCAGUCGUCUGUCGCACAGUCCAAAUUCUCGUCUGCCUAUAAAACAUUGCGCCAGUAGCGUGACCGGUCGCGCAAGAGUCAGUUGGUUGCCGCUCUUUUAAGUUCUUUCCUUUUUUUUGGUCGUUAACAUUUGAUCAUGGAACUGUACAGUGAUGUCAUCUCACCGCCGUGCCAGAAUGUGCUGCUGGUGGCAAAAAAGUUGGGCAUCACGCUUAACGUUAAGAAGUCGGACAUCCACGAUCCGGCUGAUAUAGCGGCACUCACGAAGCUGAAUCCUCAACACACGAUCCCGACUCUGGUGGAUGAUGGGCAUGUGAUCUGGGAGUCGUACGCAAUUGCCCUGUAUCUGGUGGAAAAGUAUGACCAAGACGGCGUCCUCUACCCGAAGGAUCCUAAAGUACGGUCCGUCGUAAACCAACGCCUCUUUUUCGACAUCGGAACGCUCUACAAAAAUGUGCUUGCCGGUAUCGACGAGAUGAUCGCGGACAAACGCCUGUCCGAGGAACUGGAGCGCAAACUCCAGCAAGCGCUCGAUCUGACGGAAAAGUUCGUUACCGAACGACCGUUCAUUGCUGCCGAUCAUCUGACGCUGGCCGAUAUCUUUGUGCUUGGAAGCAUCACGACGCUCGAGUGGAUCCGGUACGAUCUGGAGCGUUAUCCUGGCAUUAGGAGCUGGGUUAAGAAAGUGACGGCCGAGUUCCCGGACUAUGACGAGUUUCACAAGGAGAUAAGGAAGGAAAGCAAGAAGUACAUAGCUACCCACUGUCCAGAUUUGGAAUAUUGAAUGUAGCAUUCGAAUGCGUUAUCAAACGAUAUUGGUUGAUAAUAAAGUGUCCUAAGAAAAACAUA
This is a messenger RNA of Anopheles stephensi (Asian malaria mosquito), 989 nucleotides long. RefSeq names its product glutathione S-transferase 4-like. The transcript has 2 exons. Gene Ontology annotation, biological process: glutathione metabolic process. The record is from RefSeq and is a predicted model, not a curated record. Gene Ontology annotation, molecular function: glutathione transferase activity. Lineage: Eukaryota; Metazoa; Arthropoda; Insecta; Diptera; Culicidae. The coding region runs from base 277 to 924 and encodes 215 amino acids.